CGAGGUUGCACCCUUAUCACGAGGAGGAUGCAUGACAACAGGCGUCUUGUGAGGAGAAAAAUGAUGAGUAAUCGUGUCUGCUUACUGUGCACUUAGUGUUUGAUAGGGGGAACUGAAAGUGUUUUCAUUUGCAGUUAAAAAUGAAGGUUUUCAAGCAACUGUCUUUGUUGAUAUGGAAGAACUACAUCUUGCAAAUUCGAAGGCCGGUAGCAACAUUGUUUCGGCUAGGCCUGCCUGUACUUUUUAUUUUCAUUAUUCUCCUAAUCCGUGUGUUGAGGAUAAAACAAGAGCACAUAGGUGCUACUGUUUGGAAAGAUUUUAGCAUAGAAAGUAUACCAUAUAAGCAUCCAGGCCAAGGAAAAUGGAAAAUUGCUUACACUCCAAACAAUGCAGAAAUUCGCUCAGUUAUGGAAGAAGCUGUUACUACACUAGGCCUAAGUGCAUCAUCUAUCUCUGGCUACAGAACAGAAGAAGCAAUGGUGACGGAAAUAAUCAACGAUCAAGAAAAACCAGCAGACAAAUGGAAUUACCUCUGUGGGGUUGUUUUCAAGGUGAAUGUGAAUGAAACGCAUGUAACUUACAAAAUCAGAUUUCCUUCAAGUUUGAGAAACAGCCAAUCCAAUAAAACCAGCCAAUUCUCAGGGUUUCAGGCCGGACAAGGGACAUGGCAAACGAAAUCUGUUUUUCCACGUACUUUCGAUGGAAUAGGUCCAAGGAGUAAUAAAUCAAAAUCUGGAGGGCCUCCUGAUUAUUUCAAAGAGGGGUUCCUUUCUGUCCAACUAGCUGUUGAUUCUGCCUUGAUCUCUUUCAAAGGAAGCCAAAUAAAUGGAAGUGUCAACUUGAAUAUUAGCCAGAUAAAGAUGCAACGAUUUCCUUAUCCUGCAUACAUAAAAGACCCAUUUGUGGUUGUCAUUCAGAUCAGUUUACCUUUGCUUCUUAUGCUGUCAUUGGUCUACAAUGCCUUGCUGGUUGUCAAGGAAGUAGUUUAUGAGAAAGAGAAGCGACUUAAAGAAUCAAUGAAGAUAAUGGGACUGACUGGAUACUUGCACUGGGUUGCUUGGUUCAUUAAAUGCUUCGUGCUGCUCCUCAUACCAAUGGCACUUAUAACUAUCAUGCUUACUGUUAAAUUUGGAAACAAUGGCAAAAUGCUUCAGAAAAGUGAUCCUUCUCUAAUAUUUGUAUACCUGGUGCUCUAUUCAAUAUCCAGCAUCAUGUAUGGUUUUAUGAUUAGCACAUUCUUCUCACGUGCAAACACUGCUGCUGCUGGAGGUGGCAUCACAUGGUUUCUUAGUUAUAUACCAUACUUCUUUCUCUCCAUGUAUUAUGAUCUUCUGAAUACACCUCAAAAGACCAUAUCUUGCAUUGAUUUCAAUGUAGGUAUGGCCUUUGGUGCGGCCUUAAUAGGGAAGUUUGAAGGUCAAGGUAUAGGGGUUCAGUGGUCAAAUCUUUUUCAAGGUGUUACGGUUGAUGAUAGCUUUUCUUUUGGAGCUGUUCUCUUUAUGAUGAUGUUUGACAGUGUGCUUUAUGGGUUGAUCAUGUGGUAUAUUGAAGCAGUUUUCCCUGGUGAAUAUGGAAUACCACAGCCAUGGUAUUUCCCAUUUAAAAAGAGUUACUGGUGUGGUGAAAGGGUUGAGGCCUUGCAAAAUGAUGAUUAUGUCCAGUUUCAAAAUGAGAAUAGAAACGAUGAAGAUAACAAGCCCUCUGCAAAUGAAAGUUUUAUUGAGAAAGAGCCAGCAAAUCUCAAAGCUGGAAUUCAGAUUCAGAAUCUGAGGAAACAGUUUGCAACUGAUACAGGCGUCAAAGUUGCAGUUAAUGGACUGACGCUGAACAUGUAUGAAGGCCACAUCACUGCACUGCUUGGCCAUAAUGGAGCUGGGAAGACAACCACAAUUUCUAUGGUUACAGGACUGUUUCCGCCAACAUCAGGCACUGCUGUUGUCAAUGGCUACGACAUCACUGAAAAUAUAACUGGUGUCAGAGAGAGUUUAGGUAUCUGUCCUCAACACAACGUACUUUAUGAUAACUUGACGGUGGCUGAACAUCUUUGGUUUUUCGCUAAACUCAAAGGAAUCGAUGAUAAAAAGUUGCUAGAGGGCGAAGUCAACCGACUAAUAAAUGCUGUUGGGCUAGAAGACAAGCGAGAUGUGCAAACGAAGAAGUUAUCUGGUGGCAUGAAGAGAAAGUUGUCUGUAGGAAUCGCUUUGAUCGGCAAUUCAAAAAUUGUGAUUCUUGAUGAGCCGACAUCUGGUAUGGACCCCGCUGCUAGACGAUUCACAUGGGAUCUUCUGCAAAAAGAGCGAAAAGGAAGAACCAUCCUACUCACAACACAUUUCAUGGAUGAAGCUGACUUACUUGGCGAUCGCAUUGCUAUUAUGGCAAACGGAGUCCUUCAAUGCUGCGGAACAUCGCUGUUCUUGAAGAAUAAAUAUGGCGUUGGGUAUCAUAUGGUCAUGGUGAAAUCAGCUGACUGUGAUGUCUCCAAGAUUUCGUCUGUUAUCAAGCGGUUUAUACCAAGUGCAAAACUUGAAAAUGAUGUUGGAUUAGAACUCUCAUAUAUUCUACCAAGCGAGGAAUCUAAAAAUUUUGUGACUUUGUUUACGUACUUGGAAGAGAACAAAAAUGAGUUAGGCAUAUCAAGUUAUGGAGCGUCCGUCACAACCCUGGAGGAAGUGUUUCUCAGAGUAAAAGAAGAGGAAUCAUUGCAAGAAGAUUCAGAAUCGCUUUCAAAGAAACUUUACCGCCAGCUCAGUUCAAAAUCUAAUUCAUCUUCGAAGAGGUCUAACGGAGACAGAAGUGGAUUUGAAAUAGAUUCCAGUAGAUCAGCGCCUUCGCAGUCGACACACAGAGAAAAUGACGACUACUUUGGAUCUUCGCAACGCAUCACGGGACAGAAGCUGUUCUACCAAAAAUGGCGCGCUAUGUUUGUGAAGCGUUUCUUAAACUCAAAGCGUUACAAAAGAUCAAUCAUCACUCAGCUUUUGAUGCCAGGGUUCUGGACUUUGAUGGCCAUGGUUGUUGCUAAAACCUUUCCACAGCCAACUGACUCACCGCCUCUUACACUUGACUCAAACAUGUUUAAGGAAAAUUACGUCUAUUACUCUGACCCGGAAAGCACUACUAACCCAAGCAACAAAGGAUUCUUCCAAGUUUUCGUUGAUCAAUUCAGAAACACACAGACAAAACCAAGAAAUGUUACAAAGCAAUCCCAUGGCAACCUGACAUCAUAUAUCCUAAAGAAAUCAGCUGUUGAUAUUGGUGAAUUCAACUUGAAGUAUUUGAUUGCCGUGAAUGCAAAAGAAAGCAGUAAUAUUUUGGACGUCAAGGCCUGGUUCAAUAAUGCCGCUUACCACUCAUCGGCAGCUGUAAUAAAUGCAGUGAAUAAUGCCAGGUUUCGGUAUGUCACAGGCACUUCUGGUAGCAUUACAACGAUCAAUCACCCUCUACCAAGAACUACAUCUCAGUCUAUUGAUGAUCUUAGCAGAAAUGGUGUUGGAUUCAACGUUUCGUUCAACAUCUUAUUUGGGAUGGCUUUCUUAGCAUCAAGUUUUGUCGUCUUUCUAGUCCAGGAACGAGCAAGCAAAGCGAAACACCUACAAUUUGUGAGUGGUGUUGGCCCAUUCUGUUACUGGACAGCAUCGUUUGCGUGGGACUUGAUCAACUUUCUGAUUCCAAUUAUUUUCAUCGUCAUAAUUUUCGCAGCGUUUGACGUACCAGCGUAUUCAGGAAAUCGCCUUGGCUACGUAGUUGUUCUCUUGCUGUUGUAUGGCUGGGCCAUCAUACCUCUGGUUUACCUUUCGUCGUUUUUGUUUACGGUGCCAUCAACAGCCUUCAUACGACUGACAAUAUUCAACGUUAUUACUGGCCUUGCAACUCUUCUAACGAUUUUCAUCCUGAGCCAACCUCAGCUGGAUCUUCUUGACGUGGCUUCAGCUCUCAAAUGGGUUUUCCUUUUCUUACCAAACUACGCCCUAGGACAAGCGUUGAAUGACCUUUUUGUAAAUCAUCAAUACAUUGAGCUAUUCAACAAAGGUUUUGAAUUGUGCAUGAAGACAAAAUUGCCCUUUCCAGUUCCGCAGGAUAAAAAGAAGGAAAUCUGCAGAGAGUUUGUUCUUAAUGUACUGAAAAACAGUCCAAGCAAAGUAGUUUUCCAAGAUAAUUAUUUGUCAUGGGAACUCCCUGGUAUUGGCAGACCUCUUGUGUUCAUGGCUUGUGAAGGACUCGUGUUCUUCCUUCUUGUUUUAUUUUUUGAGUACGGAGGAUUCAAAUUGCUGAUUAAAUCGUUAAGAAGCAGCUCGAGAAAAGUGUUUGAAAUGAUGGAGAAUGGAAUGAGUGUGGCAGCAGAUGAUGACGUAGCGGCUGAGAUGAGGAAGAUUCAAAGAAACAACACUGCGAAUGAUGUUCUUGUUUUAGAGAAUGUAACAAAAUACUACGGAAGUGUGGGCAAGCGAUUUCUUGCCGUUGAUGGCCUUUUCCUAGGCAUGCCAAGGGGGGAAUGCUUCGGUUUGCUCGGGUUGAAUGGGGCUGGCAAAACAACGACAUUUAAGAUGAUCACUGGAGAUGAAAGUGUUUCUGAUGGCUGCAUUUAUGUAGAUGGCUACGAUAUUGAGCAGAAUAUGACCAAGGUGCGUCAGUGCAUUGGAUAUUGUCCCCAGUUUGAUGCUCUGAUUGAUCUUUUGACGGGAAGAGAACUGUUGACCAUGUAUGCUCGACUACGUGGCAUACCAGAGAGCAGAAUUCCGAAAAUUGUGGAAGAAUUGGCUGUUUCUUUGUCAUUUGAGCAGCAUAUCGACAAAAUAUCCAAAACCUACAGUGGAGGAAACAAGCGGAAGCUAAGCACUGCGCUGGCAUUGGUUGGAAAUCCACAAAUCGUAUUUUUAGACGAACCUACCUCUGGCAUGGAUCCUGCAGCAAGAAGAAAACUAUGGAAUGCAUUAACCAGAUUCAGAGACCAAAAGGGAUCAAUUGUGAUAACAUCGCAUAGCAUGGAAGAAUGUGAAGCACUUUGCACAAGGCUUGCAAUCAUGGUUAACGGACAGUUCAAGUGCCUGGGCAGUCCGCAACACCUAAAGAGCAAAUUUGGCGAGGGAUACACUCUACUUGCCCGAGUUGGUGGCAUCAACCCUGAUACAACGCCCUUGAAACAACUAAUCAGUCAGAAUUUUCCUGGCUCUAUACUGAAAGAUGAGCAUCAAGGAUUUAUCAACUAUCAGCUCAAAGAUGCAACGAAUUCAUGGGCACGUGUGUUUGGCGUUCUCGAGAAAAACAAAGAGAGAUAUAACAUCGAAGAUUAUUCAGUUAGUCAGACAACAUUGGAGCAAGUGUUUCUAAAUUUUGCCAGAUAUCAGAGAGAAGACGAGAGACAAAACCUGAAUGCUUAGCAGAACAUUUCUGUAGUUUUGACAACACUUUUGGGUCCUCAAGCAUAACUGCUUGUAAAGAUUUUGGAGCCGAGCUAGGGUAGCACUUGAACUUUAAUAGGCACUAACUUCAAAGCCCAGGCACCGAUUUCGGUUUUUUUACUUGGAUUUGCGAUUAUAAUCUUACACUAUCAUUUGCUGUUUAAAAUUAGAAUGUCUCUCAAAAUUUAUGAGGAAUGAAAAACUAGCGAUUGACUCAAGCAAUCAACACGGCAGUAAAUAAUCAUCGUUUUGCGAGGCCCAGCCUUUUUUAUAGCAAGAUAUUGAGCGGAAUACGACCAAGUUUAACUGUCGGGGUUAAAACGAUAAUUUAAUGAAAAAAAACUGAAGUAAGAAAGGAAUUCUAGAAAUUUUCGUUGAUAGUUUAUUUAAAUUUGUUCUACAUUGCCUACCAAAUGUCUUGGAACACUAAAGUCAGUUUGCAACUAAGGUCAAAUUAAAAGCCAUCCCCCUCUCCCACACGGAACAAUGUUGGUUUACUAUUAAACUGGUAAGGGAAUUAGGAAGUACCCUAUUUUGCGUUUCUCUUUUGAUAUUUGCCUAAACUAUCAACAUUGUUUUAGGAGGAAGGGGCUGAAGCACAAUUUUUUUGUAAAAGGAAUAAAAGAUGUAAAAUGCAACGCAAAUUUCUGGGUGUUCCAAUAACUUUUGGCAGGCAUUGUAAUGCUGCUUUAAGAAUAUUGGCAUUAGAAUCCAACGUCGACUUUUUGUACCUCAAAACCUAACAUUGUCGAAAUUGACGGAGCAAAAUUUAGUUUUGUUGGAAACCAACCCUGAUAGUUACAUAUUCUGUUAGUCUGUAUAUGAGAGCAUCCCUUUUUGAAUUUUAUAACAGUCAAUAAAAGGUAUUCUUUUAUGGAAAAGUAUCUCUAUGCUGUAUAUAUUCAUUAAUCCAUCAAAAAAAUAUAGAAUAUAUGAUUAUUUUCUAUGAUUUAUUAAUUUAAUAAAUGUUCGUUAUUUGUUGUUCAUGGACUUUUUUCAAAUCAUCUAUGAUGACUUUAAGAGCGACAAAGUCUUGAAUUUUGUAGGCAAAGAAAAGAACGAAUCAUUAGAUACCCAUUUUCGAGUGUUGUCCAAUCCUUGACAAUUGUCCAAAGCUAACUUCUAGAAAGAAAACAUUUGAGCAAAGUGUAGUAUUACGCAGGCUUCUGACCUCGUUAGAGUAUUGUCCUCCUUCAUGCAAAGAGUACCCUCAACAUAUUCAACGAAUUCUCUUCACUGAAGCGUGCCAUGCAAAGCACCCGUUCAUGAAAUUUCCUUCACUAUGCGAGAAAACCCUUCACUAGUGCAGAAAGUACGCUUUUUUCAUUUAAUAAAUUUCUUCACCAAUGCAAGGAAUCUCUUUCUCCAAGGAAGGAAUUCCCUUCACUUAUGCAAAAUUUGGGCAUCACCCUUGCAUGAUAUGCCCUUCACUUAUGCAAGGUAUCUCUUUCACCCAUUCAAGUAUUGCCCUUCACACAUGCAGGUAAUUCCCUUCACCCAUGCAAGUAUUGCUCCUCAUCUAUAUAAGAAAUGCCCUUUACCCAGAAUAGGAAUCUCCCUCACCCAUGCAAGGAAUGUCCAUUACUAAUGAAAGAAAUUCAUUUCACACUGACAUGAAAUGUUUUCACCUCUUGAAAUGCCCUACAUACAUGCUAGCAAUACCUUUAACUCAUGCACUGAAUACAAGAAUACCAGCGAUCGUGCAGGUCGUACAAUGCAUGCAGUCAUUUUAGAAAAUAUUUUGUAUUCAUUUUAUAAUUUGAUUAAAUAUUUCUAGAAUAACACUAAUUAGCCCUCAAUUUUUAUAGGAUUUGUUUGUAGUAUUUGAUAAUUCACAAUUAAAAUUAUUCAAAAUGUCCUUUGAUUUUAAAUUUUGUUAUUACUGUCAUUUAUAAAAUUUUCAAAAAGUCUUUACCA
Molecule: messenger RNA, 7316 nt
Organism: Rhopilema esculentum
Lineage: Eukaryota; Metazoa; Cnidaria; Scyphozoa; Rhizostomeae; Rhizostomatidae
Product: phospholipid-transporting ATPase ABCA3
Biological process (GO): transmembrane transport; lipid transport
Cellular component (GO): intracellular membrane-bounded organelle; membrane
Molecular function (GO): ATP hydrolysis activity; ABC-type transporter activity; lipid carrier activity
Source: RefSeq, a predicted model, not a curated record